This is a messenger RNA of Syngnathoides biaculeatus (alligator pipefish), 1129 nucleotides long. RefSeq lists its product as uncharacterized. The transcript is spliced from 10 exons. NCBI's taxonomy places the organism in Eukaryota, Metazoa, Chordata, Actinopteri, Syngnathiformes, Syngnathidae. The coding region runs from base 128 to 823 and encodes 231 amino acids. The record is from RefSeq and is a predicted model, not a curated record.
AUUUUUUGGGAGUUACAUGGCUUUUGUUUCCUUGUAGACGAACCUGCCAGGUUAGUCAGCUGACAAUGUGGCCGUCGUAUAAAAUGAACGCUCAUGCUCGUCCUUGGCAUUGACCAUCUCCGCUGCAAUGAUGCUGUUUGCCUUGCUGCUCCUCAUUUGUGGAUUCAUCGGACUGGGCACUGGGAAUGCUGGAUCAACAUCUAAAAGUGAUCGAUGCCCAGUGGGCUGGACUCAGUUGGACAAUCGCUGUUACAUCUACAAAAAUGAAUCCUUGUCAUUUCAUCACGCAGAGUGGCAUUGCAAACAUCUGGGUGGGGAUCUGGUGUACAUCCAUUCGAGUCUGGAAAGUGUUCUGGUCCAUGGGCUCAUUGGCGGGCCCCUCAAUGUAACGGGCGUCUGGAUUCGUCACCCCAACUCUGAGAUGAUGAUGCUGUCCGAGAAUGAGACGCUCACGACGGGGGCCGCCUCCAACUUCAGCACCCGUUUACAAACAACGACGAAGCCGCCGCACAACGAGACAGAGCUGUUCACGACGAGGGCCGCCUCCAACUUCAGCAACAAUUCCCAAUCAACGACGAAGCCGCCACACAACGAGACCGAUCUGCUCACGACGAGCGCCGCCUCCAACUUCAGCAACCCUUUCCAACCAGUGAUCUCAUUAACAUCGCCUGAAGGCUACUCGCACAACUACUUCUGCAUAGCGAUUGCGAUACAUGGGCGCGGAUGGUAUAUUACGGAUUGCGACACUAAGCAGCCCUACGUGUGCGCCAGAGAUGUGUUCCAGUGCGUUUCAAUUUGCAAAGAAGACAAAUCGUGGCACUGAGCAAGCUGCCGCCGCACUGCCGCGUUUCCCACGGCCCCGGCGCCCAGUUGACCUGUACCGAUGAUGCCGUUAAACUAUUAAGGUGGAUUUUCAAUACGAUUGUUAAAAUCAAGAAUUUUCACGCUCUUUAAAGAUGAUAUAAUUGUAUGUAUUCAAAUAAUUCACCACACACACGCAAGUAGUUGUUAAAUAUGCUUUAUUUCUUCAUCUUUUGAAUAUUUUGACCCAAUAAUGUCAAUUGCAUUUUAUCAACACACCAUGAAAUCCUUUUGAAUUUGUCUCCUUUUUUUUUUUUUUUUUUUUUUU